CAUGCAUACAUGACUCAUCACAUGCAGACUGAGGCCAAGUAGGCACACAUCCAAAAAACCAACACACAGAAUAUCAGCUCUUAUGUGUACAUAGCUUGACACCUUCACAGCAUAACUAAACAACAAAGAGCCCUAAAAUGAAUCCAUACAGUUUGCAUUUAUUGAAAUAAUAGAGAAGGAGUCUUUCAAGGAGUCAAAUAUUCUGAGGAGCUUAAGAAAUUAUCACAAGAUAACUUUUGCAGCAGCAUUUGGAGGGAUUUUAGGGUAGAGAUGUGUUACUUAAGAACAAAAGUACGAUAGUUUCAGCAAAAGGUACAGGUAUCCCUGAGCCAUAAUGAAACACACAUGUAAGUUUCCAGUAAACCCUCAUUUCCACCACCUUAGACUUGCUUAGUGCUUGCCUGGAUUUAAAAAGAAAAGGGGAGGGGAAAGGUGAUCGAUGACAGCAGGAAAUUCUUUACACAAAGACCAGAGCCCACAAGUUUUACAUCCACCCCAAACUCCACUACAACUCUGAACACAUCACUAUGGAACCAAGGAGAUAUUGAACAGCCUAGAUAUCGACAGUGAAGUUGUUCCAAUGUGAAAGAACUUGCUCUCUGGACUACAAAGCCACCCAGGGGCAGGGAGGUAAAGAAGGCUGCCUACAUACUCAUGGAGUAUCCAUUUCCACUGCCCUCACUGACAAGCAGUUCCAGUGGGACCACUCUGCAAGUGCCUGCAGGGCUUAACGCAUUCACAGGAGACAGAAACUGCCAGUAUAUCUCCGUUCCUAAAAAACCCCAAACUGGUGUCAAGGCGUGCCAAAAAAGGCCUUGUUCCUUGCAUUCUUUACCUAAGCAGGAAAUGGCAUGCUUUCCUUAGGAGGUAGACAAACCAAUUAUGAAAGCUCAUGUUCUUUUAGUACCCACCACAACCCUAUUUUCUCCGUCUCUCGCAUUAGGGCUUUAACAUUCACAAUGAGAAACGUUUCCAAGAUCCCUGGUAACAAGUCGAUCUUACUACAGUAAAGUGGUUUUAGCUCCUACUCGGACUACAUUCUUCUCCUGGCCCCGAUCCAGCCACAGCAACUUAUUUCCGCUGCACUGCUCGGAUAAUCCCGUCCAUCCCCGCGGGUUUAUUCCCAGGCAGUCCCCUCCCUUUCAGCCCCACGGGCUGGGCUGGACUCGGCUUUCAGGAGCCGUUAACCCCGUACAGCUCCUUACCCAAGCUGCAAAUCCCCGCAGCAUCCCUAACGCUUCCCUUCCCUGUCCGCGGGGCCGGUAGGAGGCCGGGGGAGGCGCGGAGCCGGGGUUACUGCAGGCCCCGGGAGCUGGGGAGCACCGCCCGGCCGGGUCAGCCCCCCCCAUAUGUGCAGCCCCGACCACCCCGCCGCCGCCCGGGCCGGCGUGUGGCCUGCGCCGGCCCCGCCGCCCCCCGCCGCGCCCCCCGCUCCGCUCAGGCCGGGCCGCCGCCCGCCCCCCGCCGGCUCCGUCCCUGCCCGCCGCGGCCGGAGGCAGGGCAGGGGAGGGGGAGCGCCGGCCGGCCCCCGCGGGGCGGAGGUCACCCGCCUGCCCCCGCCCUCCGCCCAUGGGCGCCGGCUCCGUCCAGCCGCCGCCGCUCCGACCCCGCACGCAGGAGGAGGCGGCGGGGCGCGUCUCCCGGCGGCGGCUGCGCCCGCCUCGCCGCCCGCCAGCCUCCCGGGAGCCGCGGCGGAGGCGCAUGGAGACGGCGGCGGCGGCGGCGUGCUGGGUUCUUUUCUUCCAUCUUCCUCGCAUCUCUGGAAGCUCCAUCCAUAUUGGAAUAGGCAGCAAUUAUUCCAAUCUCUAUGAACAGCACAUUCUGCCUUGUAAGAAAGAAGAACUACAGUGUGGUGACGGACUCUGUCUCUUAAACUGGCUGCGCUGUCACUAUAAGAAGGACUGUGGCAGAGACUACAUGUCCAUCAAAUUAACAUGCUCAAAAGUUCACUUGAACCAGAGCAGCCCAACCAGUGAAUUCCCCAGCUACGGUGAAAAUGGAAAUGAUACCAGUUUACUUGUUUCACCCCUUCUGGUGGCUGGAGUAGUGAUUGGACUUGUGCUGUUUCUGUCCUGUGUUACAAUCAUUGUUGGCAGUCUGCGAAAGGACGGACGGUUAAGACACCCCCAUCUGAGGAGAGAAGCUGUUUAUGCUCCAGAUGGUUUCUCUUAUGGUGGCUCUUUUGGAGAGCUGAGAUCCACCUGCAUGGAGGAGCUUCCCCCAGCUUUUGAUUUUGGUUCCUAUCUGGAUACACUUUCUCAGGUCAACGUCAUGUAUCCUGAUUCACCUCCACGCUACGAUGAAUGUGUGGGGCCAGGAGCAACACAAAUAUAUAUUCCCACAGAUGAUCCUCCCCCAUAUUCUCUUACGGACCCUUGUCAAAGAAAUGAAAUAUCUAUAAACAUUAGCUUGGAAGAAGCAGCAGCAUCUGGGACUGCAGGACAAGCUGCAAAUUAUGCAGUCAGGCUGCAGGACUUGCAGCAGCCCAUUUCAUCCAUCUCUUUGUCAUCUCUCGCUCUGGAGGCUGCUCCCCUGUACGAGACGGUAGUGUGUGAACAGAAUAUCCCCAUCCCACUCGUUCCAAUGGAAGUACUGAAAAAUACUUCCACUGACUACCAGACCCUUCUGAACCAAAUCAUGUGAAUAAAAGUGGCUCUUUCCUUCAAUUCUUCUGAAGAACUCAGACCAACAAAAAACAUUUAAAUGGAAGAACAAAACCUCUGAAAGUUUUACUUAUUUUAUAUCUUUAAACAGGGAUGCAAUGGGAUUUUAUUUUUUACAGCGAAUUUUGAAAGUUUACCUAAACCUCCCUCUUUGUGCUUCAAAGUGUUCCAUGACAUCACACAGCAUAAAAGAGCAGCAGUGACAAGUGGUGCAUCUGACCUUUUUGAAGCAUUUCAAAACACAUUGAAAUCAGCCACUCCUAACAUAGAUACAUGUUAUCCAGUCAAGCCUACUUGAUUUUACGAUAGUUCGCAUGUUUUAAAGCAGAAGGAAAAAGAUGAGCAUUUUGUUGUCUUUCUAGGUUUCACUAGUAAGUACAUUUCAUUCAGCGUCUUGGCAACAAAGCAUUUUUAAACAAUGCUUUGUCUAAAUAUGUAUUUCCUUAGACAGAGACAGAGCACUGCCUGCAAAAUAUGACUAUCAGUGCCAUACAGGAGUGAAAGAAAAAGGAGAAUAUUAUUGUGAGUCACACUUUUCCUUUGGAAAGCCUGGCCAGUACCAGGCUUUCCAGAGCAUUGCAAAGCCUGCUAUUCAGUCUUCCUCAAAAAGAAACCAGCGGCAAGCGAUGGAGAGGUGGCAAUGGAAACCCAAACACCAAUUGGCUUUACCUACAGAAGCUGAACUACAGCUGUGUGCAGGCUGGGAGCUGCAUGCCCUUCACAGGGACUUGCUAUAGCCAAUGAAGGGCAGUGCCUGGAAUCCCAGAAGAUGCUUCAUGCUGACUCCCAUGCAUGACUGCAUUUUCAGGCCCUAACUGGUCUCUUUCUUCAGUAAGGAGCCUGUAGUGUUACAAAGGACCUUGAUCUCUAGUAAUUGCAUUAGUGUGAUAUAAAUCAUAGAUGCUGGACUUGGCAUGCACAGUAACAGAGAACCUCACUUUGUACAGAAGCCUCUUUUAUUAGGCAUGAUCCUUUUCACUGAAAUUUUGGUACCCACAAAUCUAGCCUCUGUUCACUCACAUGUUCAUUUGGUAAGUGCAUACAAGUUGGAGAUGCACACUGGCAGGAACAGCAGAGGCAAACUGCAGCUGUGAGUUUAGUCUUGCACAGUACACAAGCACCCUGUCUCCACGUAACAACUAAACUACAUGUUCAACCAGUACGUGUUAGUAGAGUUAUCAGAGGCUCAUCUCCACUAAAUCUUAGAGGUAUUUUCAGUGAAAAAAAUGGUAUUUUUUUUUUACUCUGAUAAAACAGACUACCCCCACUGAAGGAUAUGUAAAAAUGAGUAUAGUAAAUAUAAAAUCGCGUUUUAGAGGAAGCAUCAUCCAAAUUAUUAAAAUUGCACUUAGAUUUUUUGUAAAUACUAAAUAAUUUUCAACUGUAAUCAUCAUUCAACACUGAAGAUUGACACAAUUAUAAUUAAUACUUAGAUGGGAAGUAAUUAUACGGUUCUUACUGCGGUAUAAAUUAUACCAUUACUGACUGAGUCAUAUGCACAUGAUGAGAUAAGGUAAGUACACAUUUUUUGCUAAGUAGAUAAGAGUAAAUAUGUAUUUUGCUAAAAUAACAGAAUUCUGUUGCAGUUCAGCAAGAUUUUCAAUAUUCUUAGUAUACUAUAUCCAAAACAACAAAAAAAUCACAAUUUUGCAUUGCAAAACCGCUAGCUGGAAUUGCCAGAAUGUAGGCUGUGUUUCACAUUUGUACUUUUAACAGACAGAACUAUUCCUCUGUAUAAAGUACAAAUGUAAAGUUUUGUGGCAUGCAAAGUAUCCUGCAAUAAGAGAAACAACACUCUACACCAUCUAUUAGGGGCCAGAAAUGAAAACCAACAUAGAAACGUACCAGUCAGUUUUACUGGCAGGAAAAUAAAACAUGAAGGAAAGCACAGCGGUUUAUUUAUGCAGAAUAGGACACGCUUUCAUAGCUGUGUCUUCCUGCAGCUAUUGGAGACCUGCCUAGAAUAGGGUAAGGCACUGGGACCAGACUGGCUUACUUCAGGCUGCUACUGGGGAGGUGGCGGGGGAAAUCUAAUAAACAAAUAUUAGGAAGCAAAUGCGAUUAUUUUUUUCCCCCUGAAAGCAUGUCUCUUACAUGUCUUACAUGACAAACCUGAAGGUUCUUCUGAAGACAAGCACAGAGCGCUUUUCACGCCUGGCAGGCAAACCUCUACUCUGUUACAGAUGUUUACAGUUUCUGUGCAUGCUGGGAAAUCCUUUCAACCUGUUAGGCUUUUUAACCUGACAGGGAUUUCAUGCCCUUCCACUAACUUUCUAUCUGUGGUUUACAAAGUAAGCUGAUUUUAAGUAGGCCUGUGAUGAAAGUGGGAAAUCUGUAUUUUACCUCAUGAUAGAAAUGCAUUUCUAAGAUUAUAGAAAACUAAUCAAAGCCUUUCUUCAUUUGGUAUGAGUUAAGCAUCCUUAGCAUUGCGACCUGGAUUGCAUGUAGCAGCAUUACUUACCAAUAGCUGACUACUCCCUCUUGUGGUGUACUGCUUUAUAAAGUCAAGUGAUCUGGUUAUCACACCGCAAGGAGUUCACAAUGAGGGGCUCGUCCAGCAAAAUAAUCUCAGCUCCUUUGUCACACAGAUAUGGAAGCCAACCAAAACAUACACUUCCAUACUGCAGCAUUUUUCUAAGUUACCACUAAAUGCAUAGGCUACAUCAUUUGUUAUAAACAAAUACCCUAAAAAAACCUAAAACACCUGUGAAUUAAAAGUAGAAUAUGCUACCUUCAGCGAUACCUUACCACUAUCACUUGCAAGAGUGGCUUAAAAUUCUCUACUCUUGUUAAUCUUUUUAACGAGGAGAUACCAACAACGUUUUGGGAAAAAAAGCUUAUGAAUCCAACCCUGCAAACAGACAAUACUUGAAAGAGAAGUUUACAGCUCCAAAGCUGCUCUAACAGCUUCCAACACUAAACUGGAACAGCAUUGAGAUUUCUAGUAAUGAUACAGUAGGAACAUGUUUUCAUUUCUUGAAGAAUAUUUAAGAUCCCAGAAAAAUCUUGGCAAAGCUGACAGCGUCUCCUAACACUCCUCUUAAGAAAUUCAUGUCCUCCUAUCAGACUGUAUCGUAAACUCUCACAUAAUUUUAAUGGUAGUGCUAAAACUGGCUUAACACAGGCCUUUCAUUUAUUACAUGACUAAUAUCAGAAAGAAAAUUGUUUGGACAUGCUGUUUCUUGCUACGCGAUAACAGUACUGUAUUUCUGUAGUCACCUCUUUUGCUUUGAUUUUUAGUAUAUUGAUCUUUACACAAAACUUUCAGUAAAGAACAUACAUGUAUA
Falco peregrinus (peregrine falcon) is the source of this 5950-nucleotide messenger RNA. It is a transcript of the gene BEAN1, whose product is annotated as brain expressed associated with NEDD4 1. Gene Ontology annotation, molecular function: protein binding. Bases 1570 to 2643 code for a protein of 357 amino acids. The transcript has 6 exons. Lineage: Eukaryota; Metazoa; Chordata; Aves; Falconiformes; Falconidae. The record is from RefSeq and is a predicted model, not a curated record.